Plectropomus leopardus (leopard coralgrouper) is the source of this 973-nucleotide messenger RNA. The record is from RefSeq and is a predicted model, not a curated record. NCBI's taxonomy places the organism in Eukaryota, Metazoa, Chordata, Actinopteri, Perciformes, Serranidae.
CAGCAGCAGCAGCAGCAGCAGUGUGUCUCUGUCGUCUGAGUGAGACCUAAAGAUGCCUCCCAAGCCCGUUAAACGCGCUAUGGAGGACGCGCUGAAAAACCUGGGCGAAGACGACGUGAAAAGAUUUUGCUCAGCGAUCCUGGAUCGCACAGAGGAGCCUCGGGUCAGAAAGGCAGAUCUGGAGGGAAAGAAUCGAAGAGAAAUCGUAGAUAUCCUGGUGCAAUUUCACACAGAAGCCAAAGCUGAAAAGGUGGUCGUGGAGACUUUGGGCGAGAUUGGCUGCAACGAGGUAAAACGGCGCCUUGGGUUUGGAAACAUCAUGUUGGUGAAAACUACUGGUGCCUCAAUGCAAACAGCUCAGCAGGACAAGCUGCAAUACCAAGGUGAGAGGGCAUCAUGGGCCAUGGCAGAGAGCGAUCUGUUGGAAAUGAACAACUACAAAACCAUCAUCCAAAACGUGGCUCAAAAGAAAGGACUUGAUCCAGCUCUCAUUGCUGCAAUCAUCUCCAGAUCAUGCAGGGCUGGAAAGACACUGACAGCAGGCAAGGGCUGCUACGACGAAGAGAGAAAAGCCUUUAAUACCUACGGACUGAUGCAGAUUGAUAUCAACCCAAAGGGAGGUGGACACACCCCAAAAGGAGCAUGGGACAGUGAGGAACACCUCUCUCAAGCCACCGACAUCCUGCUUUAUUUCAUGCUGCGCAUUAAGCAUGCAUUUCCUGACUGGACCAAGGAGCAGCAGCUGAAAGGAGGGAUUGCAGCCUACAAUGCAGGGGAUGGGAACAUUCACUCCUAUGAAGAGGUGGACGCCAAAACCUCAUGUGGAGACUACUCCAAUGAUGUUGUCGCCAGAGCUCAGUGGUACAAAACCGAGGGUGGCUUUUGAAAUCUGAAGAUGAAAGCGACCUCUUAAAAAUUAUUUUCAACCAUCAUUUCUUUUAAAUGAUUUAAACAAUCAUUAAAAGCAUGUGUG